AUGAACGAAGACCCGAAGGUCAAUUUAAGCGGGCUGCCUCGGGACUGUAUAGAUGCCGGUGCCCGGGAGAACAUCUCAGCUGCUGUCCCCUCCCAGGGCUCUGUUGCGGAGUCAGAACCUGAGCUCACUGUCAACCCCUGGGAUAUUGUCUUGUGCACCUCAGGAACCCUCAUCUGCUGUGAAAAUGCUGUUGUGGUCCUUAUCAUCUUCCACAGCCCCAGCUUGCGAGCUCCCAUGUUCCUGCUGAUAGGCAGCCUAGCCCUUGCAGACCUGCUGGCUGGCCUGGGACUCAUCAUCAAUUUUGUUUUUGCGUACCUGCUUCAAUCGGAAGCCACCAAGCUGGUCACAAUCGGACUCAUUGUCGCCUCUUUCUCUGCCUCUGUCUGCAGUUUGCUGGCUAUCACUGUGGACCGCUACCUCUCGCUGUAUUACGCCCUGACUUACCACUCCGAGAGGACCAUCACCUUUACCUAUGUCAUGCUAAUAAUGCUCUGGGGAACCUCCAUCUGUCUGGGGCUGCUGCCCGUCCUGGGCUGGAACUGCCUGAGGGACGAGUCUACCUGCAGCGUGGUCAGACCGCUGACUAAGAACAACGCUGCUAUCCUCUCCAUCUCCUUCCUCUUCAUGUUUGCCCUGAUGCUUCAGCUCUACAUCCAGAUUUGUAAGAUUGUAAUGAGGCACGCCCACCAGAUAGCCCUGCAGCACCACUUCCUGGCUACAUCGCACUACGUGACUACUCGGAAAGGGGUCUCGACCCUGGCUCUCAUCCUGGGGACCUUUGCUGCCUGCUGGAUGCCCUUCACCCUCUAUUCCUUGAUCGCCGAUUAUACCUACCCCUCCAUCUACACCUACGCCACCCUCCUGCCCGCCACCUACAAUUCCAUCAUCAACCCUGUCAUCUAUGCUUUCAGAAACCAAGAGAUCCAGAAAGCCCUCUGCCUCAUUUGCUGUGGGUGCAUCCCUUCCACGCUGUCUCAGAGAGCUCGGUCUCCCAGCGACGUGUAGCAGCCUUCUCCCCAUGGGAUGCUGACUAUACUAAGUGGUCCUAUUUUGCCCAGGACGG
Apodemus sylvaticus (European woodmouse) is the source of this 1063-nucleotide messenger RNA. It is a transcript of the gene Gpr12, whose product is annotated as G protein-coupled receptor 12. The record is from RefSeq and is a predicted model, not a curated record. The transcript has a single exon. Gene Ontology annotation, molecular function: G protein-coupled receptor activity. NCBI's taxonomy places the organism in Eukaryota, Metazoa, Chordata, Mammalia, Rodentia, Muridae. Gene Ontology annotation, cellular component: membrane. The coding region runs from base 1 to 1005 and encodes 334 amino acids. Gene Ontology annotation, biological process: G protein-coupled receptor signaling pathway.